AAUUAGGUCUAUAAAAAUAGAAGCCAUUAAUGAAGUGCUCACAGAAGACUAGUGUCUUCACCUCACCGGCCUCAGCUACCUUCUCCAAGUGCUCCACUUACACCAGAAGGACAAGGACAGACUCCAAGUCCACAUCACUUCCAGAGCUGGAGUGACAAGAACCUUGGCAGGUAGCGCAUGCCCCAUCACUGAAAGAAUCCAAGCAAGACUGCCAUGGAAGAAAAUGAAUACGCAGGAUACUGGGAGCCUCCCAGGAAGCGUUGCUGCUGUGCAAGACGGGGGACACAGCUCGUGCUGGUGGGGCUGCUGAGCACAGCGAUGUGGGCUGGCCUGCUGGCCCUGCUUCUUCUAUGGCACUGGGAAACGGAGAAGAAUCUAAAACAGCUGGGAGACACUGCAAUCCAGAAUGUCUCUCAUGUUACCAAGGACUUGCAAAAAUACCAGAGUAAUCAAUUGGCCCAGAAGUCCCAGGCUGUUCAGAUGUCACAAAAUUUACAAGAGCUCCAAGCUGAACAGAAGCAAAUGAAAACUCAAGACUCUCAGCUCUCCCAGGACCUGAAUGAACUCCAAGAGGAUCUAAUCAACGUCAGAUCCCAGAACUCUGAACUCUCCCACAACCUGAACAGACUCCAAGAGGAUGUAGUCAACAUCAAAUCCCUGGGCUUGAAUGAGAAGCGCACAGCCUCAGAUUCUCUGGAGAAACUCCAGGAAGAAGUGGCAAAGCUGUGGAUAGAGAUACUGAUAUCAAAGGGAACUGCAUGCAACAUAUGUCCCAAGGACUGGCUCCAUUUCGAACAGAAGUGCUACUAUUUUGGCAAGGGCUCCAAGCAGUGGAUCCAGGCCAGGUUCACCUGCAGUGACCUGGAAGGGCGGCUAGUCAGCAUCCACAGCCAAAAGGAGCAGGACUUCCUGACACAACACAUCAACAAGAAAGAUUCCUGGAUUGGCCUCCAGGAUCUCAAUAUGGAGGGAGAUUUUGUAUGGAUGGAUGGGAGCCCUGUGGGUUAUAGCAACUGGAAUCCAGGGGAGCCCAACAACGGGGGCCAGGGUGAGGACUGUGUGAUGAUGCGGGGAUCUGGCCAGUGGAAUGACGCCUUCUGCCGCAGCUACCUGGAUGCCUGGGUUUGUGAGCAGCUAGCAACAUGUGAGCUAUCUGCCCCCUUAGCCUCUGUAACUCCAACAGGACCCACCCCAAGAAAUGAACCCUGACAAACUUCUACUCACCCUCUUCUGGAUUUCUCCUCUACCUUUAUCAUGGAAACAGCCGGGCCUUGAGGAUACCCCUGUCAAGGCCUGAGCACCUCUCUGUGACUGAAGGCUAUGAUUAUGUUCCCACCUCAUACUGAAGCAGCUGGUGGAUGCCAGCUCCUGCCAGCUACCUAGAAAGCCUCUACUGCACUCCCGCUAAGCUGACCAUCCCAUUCUGUCUGCCCUCCUCAACCCUGGGCACCAGCCAUGCAAGCUGGCAUGCAUGUGGGCAGUUGAAUUAAUCAGGGAGCUGCUGAGAACAAAGAUUCCCAAGGAGGAUUCUUCUGCAGUCCCCACCUCCUAACCUACCAAGUUCCACACUUCCUCCCACUCUGCAUCAGAGAACAGGAUCUGGAAGUGAGUCCUCCCAUCAAGUUUGCAUCAUUGACAUUGGAUCAUGGCUGGUCCUCCUACCCUCCUUGGAGGCUGCACCGGGUGUGCUCCUGGUGUGGGAAGUAUUGAAGGGACUCUCACCAGCUCCAGCAUGGCAAGCUUGGCUCUAGGAGGCCUGGCCCUUCUCUCCCAUCCCCUCUGCCUUGCUACAAGCUCUUAGGUUAACAGUCCUAAAUCUAGCCCCCAAGAUCUAUUCCCUUAGUUGGCCACUUCCUCCUCCUGAAGCUGACUACCAAGGUCCAGCUAUCCAAGUAUUGAAGUCCAGCAAUCAAAAGCCCCCUAAUUAACAUACCCAAUCAAAGUACACCAAUGCAUCAUAGCCCAGUCUAACAGACUGCCCUUUUUCUCUUCAUAAAAAUUAUACCUGCAGCCAAAAUUCAUUGGCUGCUGUUUUUCUGUCGGAGUCAGAAGGCAGACACUUAAUUUUUCUUCCCUGCUUAAUAAAGGAGCUCUCUGUGAAAA
Molecule: messenger RNA, 2103 nt
Organism: Mastomys coucha (southern multimammate mouse)
Lineage: Eukaryota; Metazoa; Chordata; Mammalia; Rodentia; Muridae
Gene: Fcer2
Product: Fc fragment of IgE receptor II
Exons: 12
Coding region: 214-1209 (331 amino acids)
Source: RefSeq, a predicted model, not a curated record